CGCACAAGCAGCUCUCAUUCUGCAACCUACGCACGGCACAUUGCACAAUUUUUGGCACUUUCUCGCAUCACAGGAAAUUUGCCGACUUCUGUCGCAACUAGCGACAAUGGCUGCCGCGUGCUCCUCGUGCGCUAUUCAAGCGGCGAGCAGAUGCUUAGUGGAGCGAGCUUCGCAGGCGACGGCCGCUAGGGCUUCCAAGGCCCAGCCCGCAUUCCUCGGGCAAGCCCUUGGCAUCAACACCCAUGCGACGCCCGGCAGCCAGAAGGUGGCCUCCACGGGAAUCCAGCUCGUGGCGGCAGCAGCGGCGAGGGGCGUCAGGUGCGCCGCAGCAGCAGUAGAAGCUGCCGCCGCGCCCCCAGCGGGCCGCCCGUCGGCGGCGGAGUUGGCGCAGACGGUGGUGGAGCUGGCGGCGGAGGGCACGCUCGUCACGCUCGCGCACGGCGGCACGGGCAGCACCCUCACCGGCGACGAUCAACCGCUGCCCGCCACGUGGCCGCUGGCGUGCCACGCGUUCUUCGCGCCCGACCCCGAGGGGCGCCCCAUCGUGCUGCUCGCCGACUCCAGCCGCGCCGCCGCCACCCUCGCCGCCGACGCGGAGGCGUGCCUACACGUGCAGAUCGAGCUGCCGGGGCAGCAGAAGCCGCAGGUGUCGCUGCACGGGCGACUCACGAAGGCGCACGAUGGCAAGACGCUCGCCAAGCUGGAGGCGGCGUGGCGGCGGCGCUUCCCCGACAGCGAGGAGGAGGUGGGCGGCAGCGAUGGCAGCGCGUUCUCCGCGCUCUUCCUGCUGGACGUUGACCGCGUGCUCGUGGCGCCUGAUGCCGACCAGGAGGGCGAGUGGAUCUCCCCCGAGGCGUACCUGAAUGCGGACGCGGACCCCCUACGUGAAGUAGCAGCGGGCAUUGUGGCGGACUUCAACCGCGAGCACUGGCAGGACCUGCGCCGCUUCCCCGCCGCCUUCGCCGCGCUGCCCGACCUGCAGGUGGACGACGCGUCGCUCAUCUGGAUCGACCGCCUGGGCUUCGACCUCCGCGUGCUCGCGCGCCCCGCCAUGCCUGGGUCCGCGGCGGCGGCAGACUUCCCUGCAAGGGUGAUGGACGUGCGCGUGCCGUUCGCCGGGGAGGUGAGCGAGGAGCGCGAGGCGCGGUCAGCGCUGACGAUGAUGGCGCAGGUGGCGUGGGAGAAGGAGCGGAGCUUUGCCACCCCCAUCGUGCCCGCUGCUGCUGCUGAGGCGUCAUGAAGCAAAGAGUGGCCAAACGGAGCCCGUUGUUUAGAGUAGCAAUAAAUCUGAUGGAAUGGCUUGAUGAUUGCAGUAUGCUUGUGGGAACUACAACUACAAUUGGUGCUACUGGCAUACAAGACAUGGCAGCUCGUAGUUAUCAACCACCCUUCAUGGAAUGGAAAUGAUCCUUUAUUCUUUAGCUGCUGAUGUAACUUUGACUCGCUG
Closterium sp. NIES-67 is the source of this 1447-nucleotide messenger RNA. Lineage: Eukaryota; Viridiplantae; Streptophyta; Zygnematophyceae; Desmidiales; Closteriaceae. The record is from the annotation of a GenBank genome assembly.